AGCGCCUUUUCCGUUUUCUGACGGCUCGUUGUUCCUCCUCCUUCUGCCGUGUCACUGGACUAAAAAAAAAGAAAAAAAAAAAGAGGAAGGAAUAUGGUUUGGUGCGACGCUCCUCCCGUUUAGUAGCGGAUCUCUGCAAACACGGACAGGAGGCUGUCGGUCCGGGUAAAAGCCGCCUCCAACACCUGAGACUAUCGCCCACAGUCCUGCAGGAAAGCAGCCAGCACACCGCGACUCAUAAAUGGUGGAGGCCGUGGUGGAGUUCGACUAUGAAGCUCAGCAGGACGAUGAGUUGACCCUGACGGUGGGCGACAUCAUCAAGAACAUACGGCGGGACGAUGGCGGCUGGUGGGAGGGCGAGCUGGGCGGACGCAGGGGGUUCUUCCCCGAUAACUUUGUCAGGGAGUUAAAGAAAGAUGGGAAGAGAGAUGGAGGACAGGCGGGGAUGAUUAAGUCUGAACUCUCCAACGGCAGGGCCAGCCCGGUGUCGGACACCAGCGUGCGACCUGGAAAGAAAGGAGAGCAAAUCCGUAAGCGAAGAUGUAAGGCUUCCUUCAGCUACGCACCUCAGCAUGAAGACGAACUGGAGCUGAAAGUUGGAGAUGUCAUCGAGAUCAUCGCAGAGGUGGAGGAGGGAUGGUGGGAAGGGACUCUUAAUGGGAAGAUUGGAAUGUUUCCCUCCAAUUUCACCAAAGAGAUCCUGUCAGAUUCGGACGCUCCCUCCCUGGAAACUCCCAACUCGCAGGAGGAGAUCCGCCACAGCCGCACCAGUAAAGACAGCCCCGGCAGUGAAAGCGAUGGAGGAGACAGUCGGUCAGAAUCAGGGUCAGAAAUCCAACCUAAGAAGAUUCAGGGGAUUGGCUUCGGUAACAUCUUCAAAGACCAGCCCAUCAAGCUCCGGCCGCGCUCCGUGGAUCUGGAUUCAGAAAAGGUCAACGAAGGGAAAGGAGUGAGUGUAGCAGCUGAAACCAUGAAGACCGAACCUGACGGCAAAGCUAAAGUGCGGGAGCAAUGUAAGGUCCUUUUCCCAUAUGAAGCACAAAAUGAAGACGAGCUGACGCUGAAAGACGGGGACAUCAUCAAUAUUAUCACAAAGGAAUGUGCCGAUGCAGGUUGGUGGAUGGGGGAGAUCGGUGGAAGGCAAGGUGUUUUCCCAGAUAACUUCGUCAAACUGCUUGAAGUUGAGAAAGAGAGACCAAAGAAACCGCCGCCGCCCAGUGCUCCAUCAGCCAAACACGCCACAGAGAAAAAAUCAGAAGCGAAGAAGAUUCCUCCUGAGCGGCCUGAGCAUCUGCCUCAAAGAGACCCGGAUCGAGGUGAAGAGAUGAAGGUUGGAGAAAUUGUUAAGCCCUCCCUCCCAGCUCACCUUCCCAAGAAACCCCUCCCCCCAAAGUCAAGCUCUUCCUCUUCCUCCCAUCCCCCACGGCGUCCAGAGAGGCCGCCUACAUUAGCGUGUGAAAGCCCCAAGUCUGAGGGCGGGGCUUCAACACCAGAUUCUGCCCCUGACAGGUCACAGGCCACCGAUCUCGACCUAGACGCGGUCGUCUCCUCGACAGAGAAGCUGAGCCACCCGACGGCGUCGCGGCCGAGAAUCACAGACCGCCGGCCUCGUUCCCAGAUCAUCACACCUUCGUCUCUGUCCAGCAUAGAGCUGGAGUCUCCCACAGUGGAGGACAGGAAGGACAGAAGGAAAGACGACCAGGAGUCCAUCCCUGUAAAGAAAGGAGUCCCAGUCAUCCCAGUACAUGACGUUAAAGCCCCGUUACCCAAACCCUCCAUCCUGCCCCCGCCUAACUCCUGCCACCGCUCUAUGUCCCCGUCCUCCUCCUCGGGUCUGACCCCGUCCCCGGAGCUCCGGCAGUCGCCGCUCACGCCGACGCCGCAGACACUGGAGGAACUCAGGAACCAACUGAGAGACUUGAGAGCCUCCAUAGAGAUGCUGAAGCACCAGCACAGGCAGGAAAUGAAGCAGCUAGCCAACGCUUUGGAUGAGGAGAAGAAGAUACGUAUUAGUUUACAGGUGGAAGUAGAGCACAUAAAGAAGAGCCUGUCCAAAUGAGGACUGAAGAAUCAAUUUCUCAUCGCAUCUGAGGCCACAU
Xiphophorus couchianus (Monterrey platyfish) is the source of this 2099-nucleotide messenger RNA. It is a transcript of the gene sh3kbp1, whose product is annotated as SH3-domain kinase binding protein 1. The record is from RefSeq and is a predicted model, not a curated record. Gene Ontology annotation, biological process: actin filament organization; cell migration. Lineage: Eukaryota; Metazoa; Chordata; Actinopteri; Cyprinodontiformes; Poeciliidae. The transcript is spliced from 19 exons. Gene Ontology annotation, molecular function: protein binding. The coding region runs from base 242 to 2059 and encodes 605 amino acids.